Gloeophyllum trabeum ATCC 11539 is the source of this 732-nucleotide messenger RNA. RefSeq lists its product as uncharacterized. The record is from RefSeq and is a predicted model, not a curated record. The transcript has 3 exons. Lineage: Eukaryota; Fungi; Basidiomycota; Agaricomycetes; Gloeophyllales; Gloeophyllaceae. Bases 1 to 732 code for a protein of 243 amino acids.
AUGGCGCAAGCGAACAGUACUGGAGUGCAAUGGCUAUCGAACGCGGAGAAACGCGCUAUCCGCAAUGUCCUUCCAUCGCAGGCAUACAAGAUCAUGGCCGCGGCGCAUGUGAAGCUGUACCACGCCCGGUUCACAUCGCUGGACUGGAGUUACAGCGGUCACCAAGGGGUACUUGUAUUCGGGCGAAAUCGCCGACCGCCAGAGGUGGAGGACAGGAGGGAAGCGGAGGAAGAGAAGUAUUGGUUCAAGAUGAUUGAUCCGCACAAGGAGAGGGAAACCUGGAGGCACGGGAUCCCUCGACUCUUCGACUAUAAGCAAGAAACACCUUUCUGGCACACGUUCGGAGGAGAGAGCCGCACGUAUGGCCUCCGAUUUGAGGAGGACGAAGAAGGAUCGACGUUCUUCCGCAAAGUCACCACGCGCGUCUAUCCUGAUGACGCACAGGCCGCCACCAUCUUGCGUUCCAGGCGACGACAAAAGAUCCAUAUCACAUCGGACGACAUUUCGAGCCCGAUUCCCGGCACGUUCCAGCAUAUUGUGCACAUGGGACCCGAUGGAAAGGGUUUCGCGCAGCCGCUUCAGUCUUUCGAUCCCCGUCUCAUUGACGGGCUACGGAGACAAGGUGUUAGCGAGAAAGUAUUGACAAAAAGUAUGCAUUUCAUACAGGACUUUGUGAGCGACUGCUCGCGGAGUACUAGCGAGGCAUCUCGGUUGACUCAGAGCAGCACUUGA